This is a messenger RNA of Emericellopsis atlantica, 2048 nucleotides long. RefSeq names its product F5/8 type C domain protein. Bases 1 to 1875 code for a protein of 624 amino acids. The record is from RefSeq and is a predicted model, not a curated record. Lineage: Eukaryota; Fungi; Ascomycota; Sordariomycetes; Hypocreales; Bionectriaceae. The transcript is spliced from 3 exons.
AUGCACACUGGCCAGAGCAUCGUGUGUCUGUCCGCGCUCGUUGCUCUCUGCCUCGAAUCAGCCAAGGCGGCGGUCGUGACCAGCAACCCACAAGCAUCUGUCGACCUGAAAUGUCGCCAUGACGCAAGAGACAUCCAGCCGCAUCACUUUGGCGUGUGGCCUCCUCCACAAGAGAUAACAGAGACCGGCUGCGGCAUUCGCUUGAAUGGGGACGUGACCAUUGUAACCGGAGACACGGCAGAUGAGCCCACCAUCAGCCUCAUCAAGACCAUCGUCACCUCAGCUGGCGGAAAGGCAACCGUCUCUACAAAGCCCACCGGCAAAGGGACUCAGAUCUUGGUUGGCACGGGGGCCGAGAACAGCUUCGCAGCAGACGCAGCACAGGAGCUCACCGGCCAAGCAGCGACAGACCUCGACGCAGAGGGCUACGUCUUGGCAACAGGCAAAGUCGAUGGACAGCUCUCUGUCGUUCUCAACGGCGUUGACACCCGCGGCGCCUUCUACGCGGCCCAGACACUUCGCCAGCUGGUCGACGACCGCAGCGGUGUACCGGGCAUCCAGGCGCGUGACUGGCCUCUCAUGCCCGUCCGUGGUUCCAUCGAGGGCUUCUACGGCAUCCCUUGGUCUCACGAGGCACGUCUAGAUCAGUUCGUCCUCUACGGACAGCAUAAAAUGAACACGUACAUCUAUACGCCCAAGGACGAUGAGCUCCUCCGUAGACGAUGGCGUGAGCUCUACGAGGGCGACGAUCUCGACAAGCUCCAGGAACUCGUCGACACGGCCAAUGCCAACCAUGUGGACUUUACGUUUGCCCUCUCGCCCGGCAAUGACCUGUGCUACUCAUCCGAGGACGAUUUCAACGCCACCGUGGCCAAGUUUGACCAGCUUCGUGAUCUCGGUGUACAGCGUUUCUACAUUGCUCUGGACGACAUUCCCACCGACGGCUUCCACUGCGACUCAGAUGACGACAAGUGGCCGCACGAUCAAGAGUGGCACUGGCUCGCGGACGCGCAGGCGUGCUACCUGAACCGCGUGCAGCAAGAAUGGAUCGAGAAGCACGGCCUCGACGCCCUUGAGACCGUACCGACCAACUACGCCGGCAGCCAGCCCGACCCGUACAAGGACCGCUUCGGCACGCAGCUCGACAAGAAGGUGCGCAUCCAGUGGACGGGCGAGGGCGUCUUCUCCCCAAACGUCACGGUCGAGAGCGUCGUCCGCGCGGGCGAGACGUACGUCACUGACACCCUCUUCUUCUGGGACAACUUUCCCGUCAACGACGGGGACUUUAGCCGCCUGUUCUUGAAUCCCCUCACGGAGCCAGCCAACGGCCCCGUCUACGAUGCCAAGGCGUCAAUGGACGAAGCUUUGCGGGAGCUCGCUGGCCGUGAUGAAGAUGUGCACGAGGCACUUGUGGCGUUUGUCGACCUGAAUCAGAACUGGCCCUACCGUGAGCCUGAGAUCUUUGCGCCCGCGCUCAGCAAGGAUAUUCAGGAGUUCUGGGCGGCUAGGGAGAAGGGUGGUGGUGGUCCGCUGCGGGAGCGUCUGCAGCUGCUCAUGAAACUGCCUGAGCUUUUGUCACGCAUGGACAUGAAGGGGUUCGCUACAGAUGUUGAGCCAUGGUCUACGGCCGCCAUGCAGUGGGCCAAAGCCUGUCAGCAUCUGGUCGCCAUGUUGGAGGCCCUGGAUGAGGGUGACAAGACGAAAGCUGACGAGGAGUAUGGCGAGGCCAAGGCGUGGGUGAAGAAGACGGAGGAGAAGACGGUGGAGACGCUGGAUCGAGAGGGCAAUCCUGACUCGUAUGCACCGAACGUGGGGGAUGGUGUCUUUGAGAGUUUCUUGGGGGAUGCCACUGCCGUAUAUGAGGGGACCGGAUGAGAUCACCGCGGCAGAAGGUUAUAGCAGCCAUGGAUCCUCGAGAAGCUGCUUUGCAGUUCUGCGCUCUUCCGGUAGCCACUUGAGCAUAGACCUUAUGAACUGAAUGAAAAGGCCCUUCUCCUGCCCCACGAGUCGCUUCUCGAGGCUCUCUAGGGACACGCAAGGGACCGUGG